AUGCGGAAGGAGACCAUGGAUUCGUACUACAAGUACAUGAGCUUGUUUAAGCCACGGCGACCGCUGUUUGAAGGUCUGCAAAAGCUGGCAAUUAGAGCUUCCCAAAGGGAAGCGAAAGCAGGCCACCGCGAUACAAGACCUCUGAUUGUCGAUCCCGAUCCCGAAAGACCAGACCUUACCUGGAUGCUACCAAAUGAGAUCUUCGAGUACAUCCUCAGUCUCGUUUUUAGCGGCACAACAGAGAUGCACUCUCCUCGGAACCUGAGGUUCCUAUCUGUGUCGUAUAGGUUCCUCGUGGUCGGCCUGAGAGCCCUUCUCACGCGAGAACACUUCGUCUUUUCGACAUCAAGAACGGACCACCAGUCUUACCUUCCAGUGCCGCCGGGUGUCCAUGCCCGUCAGCUACCUUCGGCGAGCUUUCGGGUCGAGGCAAAUCCGGAGCGCUCCAUACUCACUCAGGUCGGUGGAGUGCUCUGGCUACCGGGAUUAUGCAGAUCAACGUUCCCCUUCAUACCGGAUCCGCUUCUUUUACUCUGGAGGGUCCGCAUCAUCAUUGAGCUGCCGGGCAUCAUGAACAAGAAGCUGGAUAAUAAUCAGCCUCCUCCAGCAGUACUAAGUAGUCCUGUCCGACGUGUUGUGCAUCCGUAUGUUCAGCGCAACACCCCGCAGCGUGAGCAGGUGCGGUGGAUAGAGGUAGAGUUGUCGCACGAGAGAGCCGAAUACCACUUCAGUAUCCUCAAGGAGCUUCCAUUCAAGAACCUGAAGAUGCUGGAGCUUGACUUCAGCGGCUACGAACUUGAUGAUAAUAACCGUGCACUCGACACGGCUGUGGCACGAUGGAUCGGACGAUAUCUGCACAGGAUUGACGUCGUGAGCAUGGCAAAGGAGGUCGAUAUCAUCACGGCGGAGCAUUCAUGGGCAUGGGCUGGCAUCGUAAAAGAUGCUAUGGUCAAUGGGCUGAGGCCAUGGGUUGGAGACCUGUGA
Coniosporium apollinis CBS 100218 is the source of this 984-nucleotide messenger RNA. RefSeq lists its product as uncharacterized. The record is from RefSeq and is a predicted model, not a curated record. The transcript is spliced from 2 exons. NCBI's taxonomy places the organism in Eukaryota, Fungi, Ascomycota, Dothideomycetes. The coding region runs from base 1 to 984 and encodes 327 amino acids.